GAAGACCCCCCCCCCGGAGGAUGCAGCCAGGUCACGGCAUGCCCUGAGAUGUCCUCCUCCACCUCGUGAACUCCUUGCCUCUGCCCAAUGCCUGCGGAACCGCCUGCCACCACCAUGGUCCACCCCGAGGGGAGUGCCCUGCUGAAGGCCGUCUGGCAGGGCAAGUUCCGCCUCACCCGCCUGCUGCUAGAGGGUGGGGCCUACAUCAAUGAGGGCAACACCCAGGGGGAGACCCCCCUCAUUGCAGCCUGCGUGGCCCCCUACGAGGACCCUCAGAACAAGGCCCGCAUGGUGAGGUACCUCCUGGAGAACGGUGCUGACCCCAACAUCCCUGACAAGAUGGGCAAGUCCGCCCUGAUGCAUGCCUGCGCCGACGGGGCUGGGGCUGAGGUGGCUUCCAUUUUGUUGGCGCACGGGGCAGAGCCCAGCGCCAAGGAUUACUCCGGGUCGUCGGCUUUGGUGUACGCCAUCAACAAGGGGGACCGGGGGACCUUGCAGGUUCUCCUGGAUGCUUGCAAGGCCCAAGGGAAGGAGGUCAUCAUCAUCACCACAGACACGUCCCCCUCAGGGACCAAGAAAACCAAGCAGUACCUGAACUCGCCACCGUCGCCAGGUGUGGAGGACAGCCGUUCGCCCGCUCUGUGCAUGUCCCCCUCGGACAUCGAGGUGAGGACCUCCCAGUCCCCCGGCAGCAGCGAGAAGGAAGAGGAGCGCGACGUUUUCAACUUCACCAUGGCCACCCGGCUCAGCUGCUCCCCACUCCCGCACGGCAAAGGGAAGGAGACUGAGGAGAAAGCCCCGGCGCUCCCGCCCAAAGGCCGGCCCAAGCAGCUGAAGAGGUUGAACUCGGAGCCGUGGGGCCUGGUGGCGCCCUCUGUCCUAGCUGCCUCCCACCAGGAAAAGGCCAGGACCCCAGAAGAGAGGAUGACGGCUGAGAUGAAUGGCCUGAGCUUCUCCAAGAGGCCUCCGUUGUCCCGGAGACACAGCAUGGAGGGCCAGGAGUCGUCCUGCCUCAAAAUGGCGGCUCACCAGACCUCAGGGGAAGAGCUGCACAGCCUGGAAGCCGCAUGGGCAGAGAAAGUCCAUUUCAGCCACCUGCACCAGACUCUCGCCCGACGCAACACGGCGCCCGAAACCCAAGACGGAGGCCCGAGUCCUGGCUCCCGGGCUCUGGUCCACCCCAAGCUGAAUUGCUUGGACCACUAUGAGUUCGAUUCCCUUUGCCCUGAGUCCAUCCCCGGCUCCCCAGAUUCGGGCCGCGUUUCUGUAGAGAGGAGGAAGUACAAUGCCUCCCCGUUGACCCUGCCGGCCAGCUCGUCCCGAGAGAGUUUGGAAAGCAUCCCCAACGCUGUCUCCCCCAUCACGAUACGACGCCGGGCCCCGGGUCUCCUCGAGAGGAGGGGCUCUGGGACGCUGCUGCUGGACCACAUUGCCCACACCCGGCCGGGCUUCCUGCCCCCACUCCACCUCAACCCCCACCCUCCCCUCCGCGACAUCCGGGGUAAUGGCAAGCCCUCCUCCCCGGCCCACAAGGGCCUGAUCCCGGUGGCCCCCACUUCUCCCAAGGGCAAGAGGCUACUCCGGAGGCACUCCAUGCAGACGGAGCAGAUGAAGCAGCUGGUCAGUUUUCAGAGCCUGAUCGCCCAAGGGGACUCAGUGGCUAGUUAAAACAUGGCGGAAUGGGAACAGGGCAAUCUAUAGUCUUCUCGUCUUUGCCUCAUGGGGACUCGGAGGGCUUCCACAAUGCUGUUUUCCUGCUUUCCUCGCCGGCCUCUGAGCCCACCCUGUCUUCGUAGCUGGGUUUCUGCGUCUUCCUCCUUCCUCUCAUUUUGGUGUUCCAUGUCGUAGCCACCAUCUUUAUAAACUGGACAUACAAAGCAUGACGUCGGAGCCGACACCGCGAGGCCAGAGUGAAGGGGAGGGGUCUUUAGAGUGAAGUCACUGAUGGCAAGUAGGCGACCCAGGAAGUUUUGCCCAUCUGCUUGCGAUGAAAUUCUUUGGAGUGGGAAGGUUGAGUCGGGUGUGAGCUUCCUUGACUGACCCACCAAAAUCUUCAUCAGGCGUGCAGGAGACUGUUGGCAUCCUUCGCCUCCUGCCCCUACAGACGAGGCCCGGGAACUGCAAAAAGGCAGAGCUAUGGAGCCUGAUGCUUGACAUGGUGACUCCAUGGGGUAAACCCCCCAACAACAUCUCUGAGAUGAAAUCUAGAGGGUGAAUUCACAUUUGGAAAACAUAUGUUUUGUGGAUUGAUGUCUGCUUUGAGGGUCCCGUCCUCAGCAAGCAGAGACCCACCCCAGUAGGAAAGAGGACUUUAAGCCCCCAGAUGCUCUUCCCUGGGUCACCUUCAUCUACAUUCCUUUGAAUAUUUUUUUCCUUUC
Molecule: messenger RNA, 2378 nt
Organism: Lacerta agilis (Sand lizard)
Lineage: Eukaryota; Metazoa; Chordata; Lepidosauria; Squamata; Lacertidae
Gene: ANKRD34A
Product: ankyrin repeat domain 34A
Exons: 2
Coding region: 88-1668 (526 amino acids)
Molecular function (GO): protein binding
Source: RefSeq, a predicted model, not a curated record